UACUAUUCUUGUUAUAAAUUUCUUACUCCGUGUAAUUAUUCAUAUAAAAUUAUAUUUAAGAAUUUUAAAAAGGUCAGUAGUAACCAAGUUGCUUUGGUCUAGUGGUAUAGGAGCUCCAGCUGGAGUGCCCGCCCUGGGUUUGAACCUUGGCCACUGUGGAAUUCACAUAUGGGCUGCAGCAUCCGAGACCGAAAACCGUUACGCGGUGAGCCACCUAGUGACCUUCGGGUCCAUGCUCGCUUCGGUCUCUAGUCUGGACCACCACGGUAGGGUUAGGAUACUCGGUUAUAAAAAAAAGAAGGUCAAUAGUAGUCAAACUUCUUUUAGUGAGUCCAAUCUGACGCCGAGCAAUUAUUGCGCCCACAUGACAAAAGUUUAUUCGCGCCUGCAGCUCUUCUCUCGUACUUGCCAAUUUCGCUCUUUUAUUUAACUUUUACAGUAAAAUAAUAUACUUUCUAGUUUUAAUCCGAUAAUAGCAUAGGCAAGUGAGGGCAUGUUUAUUGGUACAACCCAUUGGGGUUUCUUAACCAAUAUUAUAUCAAUUAACUUAACUUAAUUGACGUAAUUGAAAACUUUUAAUUUUCUAUCCUAUAUUGGUACAAUCCUAUUGGGGUCUCUUAACCACUUCUCCUUCAUUUUCAUCGUGACAUUGAGCUUCAAACAUCUUGUACCAAUUCAAGCACUCCUUCCUCGAUCACCAUCCUUUCACAAACUUCAAUCUUCACCGCGAACUCCUUUAAACUCUGAUUUUUGACAAAUCAGAAAACAAAAUCUGAUCAAAACGACCAGAAGCUUUAUUCAAUCAAUCUGAAACAGAGAUAAAAGAAAACACUUGAAGAACAGCUCUGGUUCAGAUUGAAAACACCACAAAAGUCUGCAACUGCGAAAAUCAAACUCAAAUUUACAGAGAAUACUGUCUAGAGCGUCGAUCUUGAGGGGAAGAAGAAAUCCAUUUUUUUAUGUCAAAAGAAAAUAAAAUAAAAAAACAACAUAUUUUUUAAACAAACGUCUCUUAUUGUCCUUAAAUAAGACACGUUCUUCCCCUUUUCCCCUAUUUUUGAUUUAUUUUAAAUAUGUUUUCACCUAAGAGAUGAGCUUAAGAGACACCUAUAAAAGCUAUUAUCAACCUAGUCGAAAUAUAUUGAUAUAUAUAUAUAUAUAUACAUUGUGUUGUGGCCUUUGUUCACUAGUGGGUUGUGAAAGGAGCGAUGAAUUUCGACAUUGGAGCAGAUCCAUCAGCUGAAGAAGGUGGUGAAGACGAAGGAGUUGAUGACCAAGCUGUAAAGGUUGUUGAUAUCAUCGAUACUUUUAGGCUUCAGGAGCAACCACCGUUUGACAAGAAACAGUUUGUGAUGUUCAUGAAGAGAUACCUAAGGCAAACAGUCCCUAAGCUAGAGUCGGAAAAGCAAAAGAUAAUCAAGAAACACAUUGAUAGUGCUACCAAGUUUUUGGUGUCAAAGCUCAAAGACUUUCAAUUGUAAGCUCUUAUCAUCUCUUACAGUAUUUUCGAUAAUUUUUUUGUCAAAUUGCGUUUUAUUAUUUGGUGAUUAUUUAAACGAAUGUAAUCACAGCUUCAUAAUGCACAUAGAUUAUACAAAUAGAUUUUCUGAGAA
This is a messenger RNA of Brassica napus (rape), 1613 nucleotides long. Its product is annotated as translationally controlled tumor protein 2-like. NCBI's taxonomy places the organism in Eukaryota, Viridiplantae, Streptophyta, Magnoliopsida, Brassicales, Brassicaceae. Bases 1209 to 1481 code for a protein of 90 amino acids. Gene Ontology annotation, cellular component: cytoplasm. The record is from RefSeq and is a predicted model, not a curated record. Gene Ontology annotation, molecular function: calcium ion binding. The transcript has 2 exons.